AUGUCGUGGCUUUUCGGAAUGAAACCUAAUCAACCUCCUCCUAUUCCUGAUGACUUCAGCGCUCAGGGAAGUGCUCCUGGUGGAUCAGCUCCUGGAGCACCUGGUGCUGCUGGUGCCCCUGGAAGCGAUGGAAAAAAUUCACGCAUGGCUUACUCCUUCGAUUCAUCUGCCUUGGAAAGAGCUGCGAAAGCCGCUAGAGAUUUAGAACGCUUCCCGAACGCAAAAGAAGCAUUGGAAUUGAGUAGACUUCAAGAAGUUACUAGACAAAAGGAAGUUGAACAACAGACAAAGCAAGUUGAAGCUCAAAUUCAAGCCAUGAAGUCUGACCAGGCCCGUAUCGCUGAAGAAGAGAGAAGAAAAACUUUGGGAGAAGAAACCAAGCAUGCUAGAGCUAGAGCUGAUUACCAAGAUCAACUUGCCAGGAAACGAGCUGAAGAGGAAGUAGCCAUGAAAGCCAAAUUGCAAGAAGAUAGUUUAAGAAAACAAGAGGAAAGUGUGAAGAAACAAGAGGCAUUAAGAAAAGCUACAAUUGAACAUGAGCUCGCUUUAAAGCAUAAAUAUGAACUUGAGAAAAUCGAAGCAGAAACUCAUGCUCGUGCUCGAGCUGAUCGAGAUAACAGAGACGUCAAUCUCGAGAAGUUAAAGCUUCAUGAAGAAGAAAACCGUAAGACUGUAGUUGAAAAAAUCAAGACCAGUGGAGAGAUAAUCGGAGCUGGAUUGAAAGAUUUCUUAAGCGAUAAAACAAAAAUGACCGCUGCCGUUGGUGGCUUAACAGCUUUGGCUAUUGGAUGGUAUGCUGCUAAAAGAGGAACUUCUGUUGUCGCCCGUUAUGCGGAAUCUCGAUUAGGAAAGCCAUCUCUUGUUCGUGAAACAUCUAGAAUUACUCCUUUGGAAACAUUGAAGCAUCCUAUUAAAACAGUUUCAAUGCUUACUAGAAAAAAACAAGAUCCAUUGAAAGGAGUUGUUCUUUCCCCUGACCUUGAACGUCGUCUUAGAGAUAUUGCUAUAACUACAGCUAACACCAAGAGGAAUCAGGGUCUUUUCCGUAAUGUCAUGUUCUACGGUCCUCCAGGAACAGGAAAAACCUUGUUUGCAAAGAGUUUGGCUCAGCACAGUGGAUUGGACUUCGCAGUGUUGACUGGAGGAGACAUCGCUCCAAUGGGUAGAGACGGAGUUUCUGCCAUUCAUAAAGUUUUUGAUUGGGCCCAAAGUAGUCGCAAAGGGCUUAUUGUUUUCAUUGAUGAAGCUGACGCAUUCCUGCAAAAACGUUCCAAAGAUGCGAUGUCCGAAGACACCCGAGCUGCACUGAAUGCUUUCUUGUUCAGAACAGGAGAGCAAUCCCGUAGAUUUAUGCUUGUUGUAGCUUCUAAUCAACCUGAACAAUUUGAUUGGGCUGUUAACGAUAGAUUGGAUCAAAUCGUCGAGUUCGCUUUACCUGGAAGGGCCGAGAGAGAACGUAUUUUACUACAAUAUUUCGAUGAACACAUCGCUAAACCAGCAACUAGUGGUUCUAGAGGACAACGCUUGAAGUUAGCUGACUUCGAUUGGAUCAAGAAAUGUGAAAGUGUAUCUAAUAUAACUGAUGGUUUCUCCGGUCGUGAAUUGAGUAAAUUGGUUAUUGGAUGGCAGGCUUCCGCUUAUGCUUCAGAGGAUGGAGUUCUGACAUCAGCCAUGAUCGAUAAGAAUACUUCUGAUGCUGUUGAACAGCAUGCCCAUAAGAUGGAGUGGUUAGAGAAAGAGCAAUUAGCUGCCCGUAAUAAAGAGGUCAGAUUUGGAACAACCAUUAAGAGAGAAUCCGCUGUAUAA
Messenger RNA from Auanema sp. JU1783, 1806 nucleotides. The record is from the annotation of a GenBank genome assembly. NCBI's taxonomy places the organism in Eukaryota, Metazoa, Nematoda, Chromadorea, Rhabditida, Rhabditidae.